Molecule: messenger RNA, 1383 nt
Organism: Talaromyces marneffei
Lineage: Eukaryota; Fungi; Ascomycota; Eurotiomycetes; Eurotiales; Trichocomaceae
Exons: 1
Coding region: 1-1383 (460 amino acids)
Biological process (GO): mRNA splicing, via spliceosome
Cellular component (GO): spliceosomal complex
Molecular function (GO): pre-mRNA 3'-splice site binding
Source: RefSeq, a predicted model, not a curated record
AUGUCUCGCAAACCUACCGAUGUGGCGUCAAAAGAGCGCAACGAGUACAUCCCGUCCUUUAUCGCAAAGAAACCCUUCUAUAUCGACGACGAAGACUCCGCCGCCGAUUACCUAGAGCAUCAGCGUCUCCAGAAACAAGCCGCUGACUCAAAAUGGUACGAGCGAGGAAAGCGCGCCGGCCCAGCCGCCACCAAAUACCGAAAAGGUGCAUGUGAAAACUGUGGCGCCAUGACACACAAGACAAAAGAAUGUCUCAGUCGGCCGAGGAAACUUGGUGCGAGAUGGACUGGAAAGGAUAUUCAGGCAGACGAAAUUGUUCAGGAUGUUGAUCUUGGCUGGGACGCAAAGCGAGAUCGUUGGAAUGGGUACGAUGCUAGCGAAUAUCGAAAUGUGGUUGAAGAAUACGAAGAACUUGAAAAUCUUAAAAAGAGCGCAAAGAAAGCGAAGGAUGGCGAAAACGACGAUGAUGAGGAAGGAGAUCAAGAAGAAGCGCGAUAUGCUGAAGAAUCGGAUAUGGGUCGACAACAGAGUACGGCUACAAGGAACCUCCGUAUUCGUGAAGACACGGCGAAAUACCUUUUGAAUUUAGACCUCGAUUCAGCUAAAUACGAUCCCAAAACGCGUUCGAUGAUUGGUUUAGGCGCCCAAGCAGAUCAGACAUCGGCGCUGGUUGCCGAGGAGAAUUUCAUCCGAGCUUCUGGGGAUGCUGCAGAAUUCGAGAGAGCUCAGAAAUAUGCUUGGGAAUCACAGGAAAGAGGCGACAAGCAAAUCCAUCUUCAAGCCAACCCUACUUCUGGUGAAAUCCUGCGGAAACGAGAGCAGGCUGAGUCAGAGGCCAAACGUGAAGCGCAACGAAAAGCGCUACUGGAAAAGUACGGUGGCGAAGAGCACAUGAAAGCAGCACCCUUGCGCGAAGCUGCAGUCAUUGAAAACGAGCGAUUUGUUGAAUACGACGAGACCGGCGCAAUCAAAGGAGCACCAAAGAAGGCAGUUAAAUCGAAGUAUCCCGAAGAUAUACUCAUCAACAACCACAAAUCGGUAUGGGGUAGUUGGUGGUUUAACUUUCAAUGGGGUUAUGCUUGCUGUCACUCUACGGUUAAAAAUAGUUAUUGCACCGGCGAGGAUGGCAAGAGGGCUUUUGAAAAUACCCAGAAGCUGGCUAUUCUCGAUACAUUGAACCACGAAGAGGAGGAGCCCGAAGAGGAGCCAAUUAAACAAGAGGAAGAAGCUGCUAAGCGAGUUGACAUUGAAAAAAGGAAGCGAGAUUUGCAUGCACUCCAGCAGGGUGUCGAUGAGGAAGAACUCGAGUCGUAUAAGCGAAGUCGGUUGGCCGCAGCCGACCCCAUGGCUGCAUUUUUAGGGAAGGACGAGUUGAUACAGUAG